AUGAAUGUUUUCAGGAAGAAGGCGAAGGCAAAGGAUGAUGCAUACAUCAUACCUGCUGCAGAGUCGUCUGACUUUGCUUCCACGUCAAAGAUGUCUCGGAGUCUGAAGCGAAAGCAGAAAAACGUCGAGACAAAGCCCGAGAUCGAUCUCUCAACGGCGCUGCCAGACACCAACGAUUUUCGAACCAGUCUUCUCAUGCCUGGGCUUUCCGCGCGCUUCAGUAUGCUCCGUGAACAAGAUGACCCAAACACGAAGGUUGGCAAGGCAAGCGAUGACAGUGUGUUGUUUCCCAAGCGGGCCUCUCGUAUGAAUCUCUUCAAUCACAAUCUUCUCACCGAUAUUGCCGAGGUUGAAUCGUUACACACCCCGGUGAAAGCCCCCUUCGCCGACCCGAUGCGUUCUCACUCAUUCUCGGAGCUUGAUGACCAAGAUAGUGUCAUGAACCGGUCGAGGCCCGCGGAAAGUAACAAUCUCUUUAGUGGUCGCCAGAAAAUGUACCGGAUUCCGACGGCGAGCUCGAGCCGAGACCUAGGUGGCAGGUCUGCUCCACUGACAACAUCUAAACAUGUCUAUCAACACGACGUCGCAAUGUCGAGCUACCAACAGCUGCGCCUAAAGGCCGCUGAAGAGCGCACAGAACGUGGCAUGGAAGCAGAAGAAGAAAGAGAUGAGUUUCCCGACAGGCCUAUUAGCACGGGAACGGACGAUCACGAACAGGAACACAGCAACUUCGCAAACACUCCUUCUACGGGAUUCAGUAAGAGUAGAGGUACGACCUCCUCGACAGCGUCCGGUCCGUCCAAUCGGCGAACUUCCACAGCUGCUACUUCAGUGAUCUCAGACUCGCCCGCGCCUAGGCAAAGUCAGCUCAGCGCCAGUUCACAUAACAAGGGGCCUGCCUCCGAGGUCGGUAGUGAAGAUGGAUUUCUACGACGGGAUACUUCCCAAGAGUCUCGGCGUGGUAAUGACGAAUCCGGUCAAUUCAGCCAGCCUCCUCUACCCUCGUCACCUCCUUUCAACCGCCAACUCUCCCAGUCCAAGAGCUCUAGUCAUCUCGCGGACAAAUACUCCCGUUCAAACUCCCCAUUCUCUGGAGGGACCCCACGAGCCACUAGCCCUUUCCCUUCCUUGCAGACGCAAGCUCUGGGGUCGCUCGAUUUUGGGCUGAAGUCGUCGGCUGGCACCUUGAGGAGAUAUCAGACAGCCUCGCCCACUGGGGACGAGCACGAUGGAAGUGAUGUGUACGCGAGCAAUCUGCAGCCGAAUGAUCGUGGAAAGGCAACGGCCAUGGGACUUUUUAACCGCCCGCAGCAACAAUUUGAUGAGAGGAAGUUCGAGGAGCGCCAAAUACAAAUGUACGGACCGCCUGCAUUCGCAAAUCCUGGGGAAGCCCACGCUACAGAGAACAAGGGCGAUUCGGAAAAGACGGGGGCUGCUAGCAUUUUACCUUCGCCAUUGGACAAGAGUGACACCCGACCCUACGAGACAGGCAGCGGGCCUGUGCCAGGUCGUCCCAGGGCGCAGUCAUCUGCCUCGUCCACCAAUGCAGCCCAAGUUCAAGCAAGAGUCGAAGCCCUGAUCAAGCGCCAGAAUGAGGAAUUCAAGGCCUUCCAAGCGACCAAAUCUACUACCGCCCUUCAAGGUGUAGCCUCUCCUCCUUCAAGAACCUUGAUGGCGCAGCCAGCCGCCUCGAGAGGAACAUUUUUCGACACCUCCGACGGCAGCGAAGAAGAAGAUGGGGAUGAGGCUGUUCUUGACAGUCCGAUGUUGGGUCGCUAUGAGCCACCGCCUGUUCUGGCAAAGACUGACGUCCAUCCAGCACUGCGUGAUGCCUCACAAGGCUUCGAACUCGGCGAACAGGUUCACGCUGCUCAGGACAACCGGCCGCACUCGGAUGCCUCGGCCGAGACAUCAUCUCCUUCGGUUGUGCAUGACACCCCUGAUACCUCGGAUUCACUCCAUCUCGGAGCUGACAUGAAAGGUGUCGAUUCUCCCACUCUAGGGCCAACCACGGGUCUAGGUCUCAGCGGCUUGAUCCGUACACAUCUGCGACACGAUAGCGAUAGAUCAUCAAUGAUGAUGCCGCCGCCGUCCCCUGGACCUUUUCAGGGACAGCACCCCAAUUUGGCGUACCGGGAGCGUGAACCAUCUGUAGCUUCGACAGCUCGCACAAUCAAUCCACCAGAGAGCACACACAGUGACCCCUGGGAACUCGAUAAUCCGCACCGUAAUCAACGGAGCCCGAUCGAGCCGCCCACAAAUGACGCCAUCUCAUCCAUGUCAUCCAAGGCCCAGCAAAUUUUAGGACAAGCCAUGUCACAUCGAGAUCAGAGUGCCUUGAAGGCGCAGCGACUCCUCGGUCAAGAUGCACCUGCACCAACCGAAGAUACGAGGCAAUGGCAGAACGAUAUGAUGUCAAGUCAUCAUCGAGGAGACAGUACGGAGACUCAGAAAGAGUUCGACAAUGAGCUCGCUGAGCGUGCGAGAAAAAUCCAAGAGGGCCUCAGGGGAGUGACUGAGGCCGAGAAGCGCUCAAAGAGUCCUCGGCCUCGUCAAGCAUUGCAGGCUUUACGUCAGAGGACGAGCAAAACAUAUAUUCCACCCAAGUUCAACGAAUCUCAACCAAAGGCAAUGAAGAUGCUUGGCAUCAACGGUGGGCCUGGUCCAGCAGUGGCAGGACGUUCGCCAAAUGGCGAUUUCCAUGCCGAAUUCACUGAGAGCUCCGACGAAUAUGACGAGCGUCCCACUCCGAAACAGCGCCUUGGUGCCUUUGACAGUCCAAACGGAAGAUCCUCGCCAGGACCAUGGCGGCAGGAAGCGCAGCGCGACUUUGAGCAGCGACAGCCACGCUCGGCAACCCCGAGUGGCAGGAUGCCCCGACGUGAUAGGUCAGAAUCAGGAGCCGCAGAACGUUCGCGAAGCCGGACUGGGCGCUACGCCGACGAACGGCCUCACUUUGCUGCUGGCUAUGGUAGGCAAGGCCCUCCUCAACACUGGGAGCAACAUCGGCCGUAUGGACCUCCUCGUGGCCCUCCUCGUGGCCCACCACCUGUUGACCCUCGAAACAAUGAGAGAUCUUCCUCGGCUAUGUCGAACAGACGGCCAAGUGGAAAUCGAGGAGGACAGCCGGGCUACUUUGAUGGUCGAGCAGCGACGCCGACAGCUGCGAAUACUCCAAGACUGGGUGACGGACCGGAUUCAUUGAGUGUUCCCAGACCGUCUCCUCGGCCUCCAUUUCCCCAUUCUCCUAGCAGUCCCUUCGCUCCCCCGGGUCUAUCACCUGGUCUUCCAGGGAAUCCUGCGUCCUUGCCUGCAGCCCUCCCGUCGCCAUCUGGACCGCUCCCUGCACCUCCGGUCCCGACUGAUCGCUCAACACCAAUCGAGAACAACAGACAGACCAUGAUCGGCCAGCGGAAAAAAUCUGUCACGAAAGGAAUGAUCUCGGAACCUACAUUUAUCUCCAGUACUUCCUCCGUUCCCCUGGUUGGCCUCCCCAACGGUCCUCGACCGAGGGAGAUUCCCACCCCGCCCGUUCCAACCAUGCACCCUCAGCGCCGGCGUGCAGGAACUUUCACCGAACACACCAAUAGCUUCGCCAGCCCCCGGAUUGGGUCACCGCUACCAAUGACGCCCCAUUCACCCGCUCCAAUGUCUGCUGUCCAGGGUACUAUCAUCGACCAACAACCCUCACAGAAGCCCACUCCUCGUCCGCGAAACAGAUUGAGGAAGAUUAGCAGCGAAGGAGGCAGCAUUGCAGCUCGCGCGAGGAACCAAGCUUUGAUGGCAGAGUUUGGUCGGGAAAAGUUGCGAAGCCCGGCGUUGCCGGUCUUUCCGAAUCGAAGCGCGACUGCACUCGGCUUACACCAGGAAGGAGGCAUGUUCUGA
This is a messenger RNA of Exophiala spinifera, 3885 nucleotides long. RefSeq lists its product as uncharacterized. The coding region runs from base 1 to 3885 and encodes 1294 amino acids. The transcript has a single exon. The record is from RefSeq and is a predicted model, not a curated record. NCBI's taxonomy places the organism in Eukaryota, Fungi, Ascomycota, Eurotiomycetes, Chaetothyriales, Herpotrichiellaceae.